AUGACCGGCCGUCAAGGUGGUAAAGCUAAGCCACUGAAGCAGCCAAAAGCUGCUAAGAAGGUGGAAGACGAGCAAGACAUCGAGUUCAAAAAGAGGCAACAGGAAGAGAAGAAGAAGCUGGCCGAAAUAGCUGCCAAAGCUGCUCAAAAAGGACCAUUGGGCGGUCGUUUGGCGCGAUCCCUAUCAUCGCGCUGCCCAUUCGACGCGGUUUGCGAGCUGUACAACUCGUCCAGUGGUUGGACAACCCACUGCUGA
Haemonchus placei is the source of this 255-nucleotide messenger RNA. Lineage: Eukaryota; Metazoa; Nematoda; Chromadorea; Rhabditida; Trichostrongylidae. The record is from the annotation of a GenBank genome assembly.